GAUCAAAAAAAUAAAAUCGAUUACCCUCCCCUCAGCCCCCCUCCUCGUCUCGUUUAGGAUUCCGAGGUCCGGGGAGAAGCAGGCCGCGGCGGAGCGAUACCGUCGCGUCGUAUCCGAUCGGCGGAGUCUCUCCCGUACCCUGGGAUUGCGAGCACCGGCAUGGAAGAAGAGCCUGACAAUUCCAAUGCCAUGGAUGAACAAGAGGAGAGCACAGGCAGCGCCCCUGGCCCAGUGUUCUCGGGUCUGAAGCUGAAAAGGCUCCGAUCCAAGGUGUGGGACGACUUCACGCCCAUCUACAUCGACGGGAAGCUCGCGCGGGCCGAGUGCAUGCACUGCCACCAGGUCUUCAGCAGCGGCACCGGCAACCUGCGAAAGCACCAGGCCAAGUGCACUCCCAGAGCCCAGAAGAGGCCAAUGCAACACAAGCCCCCGUUCUUGUCGGCGGGCCAACAUAAAUCCUCAGACGCAGCAAAGGCAUUGCCCCAGGAGAAGUUUCCUGUCCUGAUUGACAUUCUCAUCGAUACGAAUGAGGAAAGUCAGAAGGUUGAUCAGAAUUUGUCUCACGGGGAGCUUGGGACACAUGAGCAGAAGAAUCUUGCUUCAUGUGACACUCCCACUGACAAAGAUCGGAAGAAUCAGUCCCAUGAGGAACCUGCAGUGCCUGACCAGGACAUUCUCGCUAACAUGAAUCAGAAGAAUCUGAAGGUUGGUCAGAUUGAGCCCCAUGAGGAACUUGUCAGGAUAUUUUCUGUCCACGGGUACCCGCCAUCGAUACAGAUCCAUGAUAGAUUCUGUAAGUUUGUUGCUAGCUUGAAUCCUAUGGUGAAGAUGCCAGCCAAAGUUGACAUGUACAGGUACUCCAGGGAACUGUUUGACAAAGAAAAGACCAAGCUGAAGGAGAAGUUGGCAAGUUUACGCAGUCGGGUUUGCUUGAGUGCUUAUGUGUGGCACUAUGAUCUGUUCUCAGCGUUCCUAUGCUUGAGUGUUCAUUACAUUGAUGAUGAAUGGGAGAAGCAGACACAUAUCAUCAGGUUUCGUUCUGUUGAUCCUUCCUGCAAUGCAAAACAACUGAGCCAGGAUAUACUGAAUGCUAUUGGAGAUUGGGGUCUUCGUUACAAGGUUUUCAGCAUUACACUGGACGAUGCAUUUCUGGACGAUUCAGUUGCUUCAGAUCUGAAAGCCAGUCUCCAAGAAUGGAACCUUCGCUUGGCAAACCGGAGCUCGUGUAUGUCUGCAAAACAUACCUCAUCUAUGUCUGCAAACCGUAGCUUGUUUGUGGCACGGUCUCCAACUCAUCUAGUUAAUAAGGUCAUACAUGUGGGGGUGGAUGAACUGCACAAAGUCAUGGAGAAGUCAACAAAGUGUUCCAAGUACACAAAGGGCCACAUCCCUUCAGCCGUACGGUUUCUGAACUGUGGAUAUGCACCUUCAGCUGAAGAGUGGAGCAACGCGCAACGUAUCUGUAAGAUAUUGCAGAGGUUGCAUAUAUACAUGGAUGAGAUGAACACUUGUCAUUGCCCAGCCGACCUCCUUGACCAGUUAUGGGGUGCAAAACGAGCUCUACAUCCAGAGGAUAGUUUUUAUGGGGACAAAACAGUUUCGAAAGAGCUAAAAGAGAUGCAACAGAAAUUUACAGAAUGCUGGAAUCUCUAUUGCUUAAAUAUCUGUCUACCUGUGAUCAUGGAUCCUUCAAAGCGUCUGGAAUGCAUCAAGUCUUGUCUGCGUCCGAAGUUGUACAAUUAUUGCUUGAGGCACGAAUUGGACAAGGAUAUAGAAGAUUAUUUUCAGGAAGUGCAUGACAUGUUGAUCAACCUCUUCUAUGAAUAUUCUGAUCAGGUGGAAGACACUAGCAUCACAUCUGGGCCUAAAACUAGCAGGAACAUUGUUGUGAAGGGAGAUGAUAUGCUGAUGCAAUAUUAUCAUCAUAUUACCUAUCCAUUUAGCACGCGUCCAAUGAUAGAGCUUCAUCAGUACUUGCAAGAGCCAGGUCCCUGUACGGCUGAGCAAACCGUUCUACAAUGGUGGAAGGAACAUAGUCUGACCUACCCCACAAUCGCUCGGAUGGCACGUGAUAUAUUGGCAAUACCAGCCAGUACUGAAUGCGGUGUAGCAAUAAGGACUGCAAGACGAACAAUUUGUCAGUCUAGUAAACACUGGGUUGAGGAGACUGUCUGUACUCAGGAUUGGCUCACAUCUUAUGGUUCUUUAAGCGAAAUGCCAAACGGUGCUCUUUUUGAGUGAAUACUCCGACCUUCCGAAUGUUCCAUUAUUCAAGAACGGCAAUGGAAUCCUCUCACAUGACUUUUGUCUAGACUUCAGACAAUUUUGCGGCAGUCUGAUAAGUUCAUCCGAUAACUUGGAAUCUUUGGAGCAUGCUAAGUUCAUAUAUUAGUAGUUCUAGUUACAAAUGGAAGUGGUCAGGCCUUUGUACGCCAUCUGAUGAUUUAUUUUGGUGCAAAAGUUAGAGCACUAUUCCUUGUAUACAUUUCAUCUGGUUAUCCUUGGCUGUUUU
Triticum aestivum (bread wheat) is the source of this 2512-nucleotide messenger RNA. RefSeq names its product zinc finger BED domain-containing protein RICESLEEPER 3. The transcript has 4 exons. Gene Ontology annotation, biological process: regulation of transcription by RNA polymerase II. The record is from RefSeq and is a predicted model, not a curated record. Lineage: Eukaryota; Viridiplantae; Streptophyta; Magnoliopsida; Poales; Poaceae. Gene Ontology annotation, cellular component: nucleus. The coding region runs from base 160 to 2241 and encodes 693 amino acids. Gene Ontology annotation, molecular function: sequence-specific double-stranded DNA binding; protein dimerization activity.